AUGAAGGCCGCCCUCGCAGCUAUCUUUCUUGCCACCCUCAUCAGCUCCGCCGUCUCCGCCCCGACUGGAACUCCGACUCCGGCUCCGGCUGAGGCUAGCAAGCCCACCUCCGAAGAGAUCAAGGACCCAAUCCCCUGGGACCUGAAUGAUCCACUUCAACAUCGAUGGUGGCGGUCUCGCCGUUCAACCUCCCCGGAGUCCCAAAGAUCCGGAUAUGGGCCAAAAGCGGGGGUAGCAACUCCCCGCGAUGUUGAGGAAGAAUCCUCAGCCGCUCAGCUCAGCAACAUGUGA
Molecule: messenger RNA, 291 nt
Organism: Neurospora tetraspora
Lineage: Eukaryota; Fungi; Ascomycota; Sordariomycetes; Sordariales; Sordariaceae
Exons: 2
Coding region: 1-291 (96 amino acids)
Source: RefSeq, a predicted model, not a curated record